Messenger RNA from Acanthaster planci (crown-of-thorns starfish), 2571 nucleotides. RefSeq names its product EF-hand calcium-binding domain-containing protein 11-like. NCBI's taxonomy places the organism in Eukaryota, Metazoa, Echinodermata, Asteroidea, Valvatida, Acanthasteridae. The record is from RefSeq and is a predicted model, not a curated record. Gene Ontology annotation, molecular function: calcium ion binding.
UGUACGCCGGCGCACAAGAGCUUUGAAGAUGGCCGCCAGAUUCGGAAUUCGAUUUCCUUUGCUUUGACGAAAAUCGUCAGAUAAUUUUUAGACCACCGAGAAUUCAUCUGUUAGAUGAUUCUCCAAUGGAUAGGCUUUUAUUUCAUUCUGUCGGACAUUUCCCUGGGAAAUUUAGAACAGUGACUGAUGCUGAGAAGAGGCGAAUUAUGAUGGUAUUUUGUGAUUGUGAUUAUGGCAGCAAAGGUUAUCUGUGCAGAGAGGAUCUCAAAAUCGCAGUGGUGACACUUUUUGGUUACAAACCAUCUAAGUAUGAGGUGGAUCAGAUGAUGAAAGGAUGCAAAGACACCGAAGGCAUAACUGAGAAACAGUUCUUGAGCCUGAUGAGCUCAAAGAUGGCGGCACAGGACAGAGACGAGGAGAUUAGACAUAUCUUUAUGACCUUUGACACACACUGUCGUGGUUUCAUCACCAUAGAUGACCUGCGAAGGGCAUUCAGUGAAGUGGCACCUCACAUCCCAAGACACAGGGUUGAGUCCCUGUUCAGGGAGGUAGAUAGAGAUGGUGACGGACGUGUGGGCUACCUUGACUUUGAGUUCAUGAUGAAAUACAGCCUGGAGGAUGGCUUCUGAAGAACAGUUUACCGUCUCAGUGAGAUGCUUAGAGGAUGAGAUCAGAGCUGUGUCAAGGAGAUGGAUUUGAGGGAUCAUGAAUUAUGGAGUUCAACUUUGCCCCAAGAGUUCUGCUGAAGCUGAUGAAAGGAGAGUGGCUUGCACGUUGGAUCAUGCAUCCUUUGCGAGUGGCAACAACUCAAACUCUGAACUUCAUCGGACACUUGCGGCCAUGAGUUUUCUUCAUGUGUGCACCUCAAGGACGUGAUUGAAACAUUUUGAAAAUCAAGUGUGAAAGAACUGCUUCCAAUUCUACAGGUUGUGUGAACCCCAGUGUGAGCCUUCUCCAUCUCUUCCUCGGUAUUGCUCCAUCAGGUGUGCAUUUUCUUAGUUGCGAGAGGUUUGUAGGAAGCCCCGUUGAGUGGACGCUCUGAUUUGAGUAAUAUGUGGAAUGAAGUGUCUUUAGAGUAUUUUCAUUUUAUGGCACCAAAUAGCUUCCAAAAAUAGAACGGUAUUUGCUGGAAUAAGUAUAUAUGUUUAAAUUGGACAUACAUUAUGUUGACACCCUUUUUAUCCAUUCUCUGGAUUUCAGGAUUUUUCGCUCAAAAAUUCUAAAUUUGUAGAUAUUUAAUCAUUCAGGUUUGGCCACUUUUAAGCACUUCUUACAAAAAAUCACAUAUAAUAUUCAAUUAAUCAAUACCAUUUGGCAAAAAACUUUGGCCUCACAGCCAUUCAAAGCCCUGAAAAGUGAUACUGUUUUAUUGUCAUUGUUUGAACCCAUCUGCUGGUUGGUCUAUGGAUCUCAUCCAGUCUCACCCGUUGAAAACUCUUUAAAGGUUAUGUCUGACAAAAUGUUUGUCAGAUCAGUGAAACGAGAAAAGGCUGGAGAGAUGCAUGUGUGUACAUGCUGUCACAUUUCUAAUGAAAGAUGAAGGUAAAAGUGGGAUUGGAAUCUUUUGCUGUACAUGCAUGUUUAUUUAUUCCCUUGUGCACACAACGGAUUCUAGUUGCUACACCAUCUGUGGUUCCAACAUUCAAAAAACUGUGAUGCUGUCUAAAAAUGAUACUGAAAACCGUCCAUUAGUAAAAUCAUUUUGGUUCGCAGCAGAUAAAAAUCCAAAAGGAGCUGUAAGGAUUGUCAAUAUUGUUUGUUGGCUAUUGAUUGUAUUGAUUUAAGUGUGUUUAUAUUGUUGAUAAUGGGCAAAUUCUCAAAAAUGUUAUUUAUUAAAGAUUCAUAAAUACCGACUUAUUUUUCUAUUCCUAUUGGUUGAAGCGCGUCAUGCGACCAUGUAUUAACAUUUGAUAAUGCCCGCCGAGAAGUGAUAAUGUCCACUGCGUAAAUCAUGAGCUGGCACAUGGAUACGAGACAGUUUAAUUGAUUCUGAUUGGCCAGGAGUCUGUUGGAAAACUUUCAAAGGAAUAAAGGUACAUAAAAAUGGACAGGGGUUUUCAGGAAAAUGAAAGUAAAAUUUUAGAACAAAAUUGUUGGAAAUCCAUCACAUGUUAACUUCUUUUGACUCUCUGAAUUAAAAGGUAUUUAUGAAUGGGAAUAAAUAUGUGCUUGGCCAGAGGAGACUGAACGCUUAUUAUGCCCUCGCCUGCGACUCGGGCUUCAGUCGUAUCCAUUCUCCUGAGCCGGACUUCAAUGCACAUUUAAGACUGGUCUAGCACAUAUUCAUUCCCGUAUUAAAACUUGUCAUGAGAGAUAUGAAAUGAUGAAACAGUUGUAUUCCUUUUUAGGGGAGGGGAUUGUUUGGUUUGUGUGAUUUUGUUUUCAGUUGCAGGAAGCUUAAUUGUGGUCUUGUUCGAUUUAAAAUGCUUUAGUGUAAAGAUCAAUCAAUUCACCUGUAUUUUGAUAAUGCAUGUACCAACUGUAUAUCUUCACAAUUAUGUAUUCUCGUUAUCUUACCUGUUUAGAAAAUAAGACAUUUGGCUUAGAUUAAAGUAAGACAUGCAGUUCCAA